Salvia miltiorrhiza (redroot sage) is the source of this 2019-nucleotide messenger RNA. Its product is annotated as ethylene-responsive transcription factor ERF054-like. Gene Ontology annotation, biological process: regulation of DNA-templated transcription. Bases 428 to 1615 code for a protein of 395 amino acids. Gene Ontology annotation, molecular function: DNA-binding transcription factor activity; DNA binding. The transcript has a single exon. The record is from RefSeq and is a predicted model, not a curated record. Lineage: Eukaryota; Viridiplantae; Streptophyta; Magnoliopsida; Lamiales; Lamiaceae.
UCUUCUAUUUUUUUUUUUUUUUUUUUUAAGAAUAUUUAUUUCCUCCUCUUAUAAACCCUGCAAUUUCAUAUCCUCCUCUUCCUCACUUCAAUAAUCAUCCCUUCCCUCUCUCUCUCUCCUCUCUCUACAAAAUCUUAAUCUCCACAAAACAUCCUAAUUUUGGCAUCCAUAUUUAGGUAUUGUCAGAAGCCGCUCGCUCUCUUUUUACUUCCUCGUAUGAAGAACUUCUUCAAAUGCUAGUUCAUCAGUUCUUCCAAUUUCUGGUUCAACAAAAUACAGUUUGAUUCUCAAUUCAUUCAAUUUCCCAGUGAGUUUUAGCAUCUGGGAUUUAAUCAGUUUUGCUUUUCCUCCAUCUUUCUUCAAGAGCGAGCGGCCAAAAACAGAGCAAAAAAAAGAAGAAGAAUCUUCAUUUUCUAGAACAUUCUAGAUGGAUUCUGCAAAGAACAGAGGAAAAUCGAAGAAGAUGAUCGAAAAAGAGAGCGCGAUGGAUUGGGAGAGAGGCGAAGCUCAGAAUCUCGAUAGAGAAAAAUGGUGCCCUGCUUUCGACGAAGCUUCCUUUUCAAACCGGCCUUUCAAGAAGGUUCGGAGCCCCGACCGCCGCCAGAAUUCGUCGUCGUCUUCCUCGUCGCCGCCGCUUCUACCCGCAAUGACGCUUCCGCCGCCGUACUUUCCGUUCUCGCUCGACAAUCCUCCGCCGCCGGAGCAAUCGGGGUCGAAUCCAACCCCAUUGUUCCGGCCGCAGCAGCAGAUGAUUUCAUUCGCGCCGCAGUAUCAGCAGAAUAUGCCCUUCCCGCCUUAUUUUGCCGGCGAGGCGGCGGCCGCGGCAGCCGCCGCAGCGGCGCCACAGCUGCAGCAGCUCCAGCUGCUGCAGCACUGGAGCGACGCGCUGAAUUUGAGCCCGAGGGGGCGGAUGAUGAUGAUGAGCAGGCUGGGGCAGCACGGGCGGGCGGCGCUCUUCCGCCCGCCCGGGGCGAUGCCGCCGCUGACGGCGACGAAGCUCUACCGGGGCGUGCGGCAGCGCCACUGGGGGAAGUGGGUGGCGGAGAUCCGCCUCCCGCGCAACCGCACGCGGCUCUGGCUCGGCACGUUCGACACCGCGGAGGACGCCGCCCUCGCCUACGACCGCGAGGCCUUCAAGCUCCGCGGCGAGAACGCGCGGCUCAACUUCCCCGAGCUCUUCGUCGGGAAAGCGGCGCCCCCUGCACCAGCGACGGACGAGGAAGAGCAUGAGCAUUCCUCCUCGUCCGUCGCUGCCGAGCUUGAUCCGUCUCCGUCGCUGCCAAUGCCAACGAUGGAUCCGGAGGAGGAGCCCCCGCCCUCCAAUUCCGUGGAAGGCGGAGGCAAUGCGGACGGCAGAGACGGCGUGUCUCCGUCGUCGGAGCUGGUGUGGGGCGACAUGACGGAGGCGUGGUUCGACUCGAUUCCGGCGGGGUGGGGCCCGGGGAGCGCAGUGUGGGACCACUUGGAUUCAAAUAAUAAUUUGAUGCUGCCUCCAAAUCUUACCCCAUUUGAGAAUAUUAAGCAUCAAGACUCUGAAAAUCAUUCCGAUUCACAGAAACAGGACAACAGAGAUUCAUCAUCUUCUUCUUCUGUCAGACCCUUCUUCUGGAACUAACUCUCUCUCUCUCUCUCAUCAUGACAUGCCAUGAACAAGAAAAGGAGAAACAUCUUUUAGGUCAUCUCCUCUUCAAUUCUUUCCUAGGUAGCAGAUUUUCACAAUGUCUGCUUAUCCACUUUUCUCUCUCUCUCUCUCUCUCUCAGCUGCAGAGGGCUGCAUAUUAGAGGCCAAUCUGCAUGGGAAUGUGGUUUUAUGUAAUUAAUUAGUUUCAUUUGAAGUUUGUUAAUUAGGGGUUUUUGGGAGACAGUUUUGUGAUCUCCUUAAUUUCGUAGUGAUUUAUAUAUUUUUAUCCAUUAUUGUUUCAUUAGAUCUGUUUUUAUUCUGAUCUAAGGAAAGAUGGAAAAUUAAUCAGUAGUUAUUUUUGUAAAUUUGUUAAAUAUUUUGCAUGCCACUUUUGCUUU